Molecule: messenger RNA, 1466 nt
Organism: Saccostrea cuccullata (small rock oyster)
Lineage: Eukaryota; Metazoa; Mollusca; Bivalvia; Ostreida; Ostreidae
Exons: 2
Coding region: 55-945 (296 amino acids)
Molecular function (GO): serine hydrolase activity
Source: RefSeq, a predicted model, not a curated record
GUCCUUCCGAAUUAUCUCCGAAUUAAGAUAACAGAGCCUUUAAAUAAAUGCAUCAUGCUUUUUCGGAGAUUACAUGUGCCACAAUCCACACUUUUUUGUCGACUACAGCAUUCAUUUGUCAACAAAGAAACCCCAAAAGUUGUUCAAAAUCGUCUCAGUAAACAUCUUGUUUUGCGCACAGUUCAGUCAUCUGAAAGGAAGUCACGUGAUCUUGUCUUGUUCUUCGAAUGGUUAUAUCCCAACUCCAAAGCUGUGGACAAAUAUUGCAUGUUAUACCAUGAACUAGGGUUAAAUGUCUUGACCAUUCAUGGACAAUUGAAACAUUUUCUAUGGCCGUCACAGUCAGCUAAAUUAUCCCAGGAACUUUUAACUUUCUUGAAACACAAGAGAAAUCCUGAAGAAGAUAAAUAUAUUAUUCAUGCCUUUUCUGUUGGUGCUUACAAUUUUACCACGUGUUCAAUGCAAGCUACUAGUAAUCGAAAAGAUUUUGGAUUUUUUCGGGAUAACAUCCGUGCUCAGAUUUUUGACAGUAUAGUAGCCGGAAGUUAUGACCAUAUGUCUACCGGAAUAGGCGAGGCAUUCUCUCUCCCUCGUCCCCUAAGAAAACCUUUACAGAUGACGAUGGACUCUUUCUAUAAACUAACAAAGAAACACACAACGGACAUUUACGAUGAUAUGGUUGACCACUUUUGGCAUUGUCCGGUGACAGUUCCGACUUUGUUGAUAUAUUCUGAAAACGACCCUAUGUGUGAUCCUUCCUAUCUGGAGAAGAUGAUGUCAAAAUGGAAGAAAGACUUUUCUGACUUUGACGUGACGUCAGUCUCAUGGAAGAAAUCGGUCCAUGCUGCUCACUUAAAGAUGCACCCAGAGGAUUAUAUGAGGCAUUGGAGAAUUCUAAUGAGUAAAGUGGGCCAUGGACUUCCAGGAGAAAUGGGAACCUCAUGAUCAACAUAUUUCAAUCACAGAUACAUGAAUUUUAGUAGGUAAUUGUUAAGUUUAGGCUUAGAUUUCAAAUACAUCAUUUAUAUCUAGAGUAACAUCAUCGAUAAUACAUGUACAUGUUUAUUACAAAUACAUAUUUAUGUUACAAUUUGUUCAAAUUUUUUAUAAUUUUUUUUGUUGUUCGUUACAUUGAUCAUUAUGACAGAAGAAAUAAAUUAUAUGCAGUUGACAGUUCAUUGUGAAAUGCUCAUUUUAAUCAAACAGUUGUCGGUUCAGAGCGUAUCUGCAUCAUAGAAUCAAUGGCUUUGAACAAAAAUUAUCACCUGUCGUAAUUGAUUACUGGAAAUUGUUUAGCUAGACAUUGUUAUACUCUACACUCUUGAGAUAUAUCGUUUUUUGAAGGGAAUAAAAGAUUUAAUAAUUAAUGCAUGUAUGUUUAUGCUAAGAUUGUUUUCAAAUGCUUUUCUUUUUUUUUUGCAUUUGACCAUGAAUGUGUUCUGUAUUAUAAAUUAGAAAUUAUGCCU